AUGGCAGAAGCUCCAAAUUUAUCUUUACAAGAAGAAACACAUUUAGAAGAGUAUUGUUUUCCUGAUUCUAAUGUCUCUUGUUUGAAAUCUUCUUACCAUGUGGCAACAAAAACGGUGUUAUAUUUUAUGUUGGUGGUUGCAAUGACCAUUACAAUUCUUGGAAACUCUGUGGUCAUCAUCUCCAUAGCUCAUUUCAAACAACUUCAUACACCAACAAACAUUUUGCUAAUGUCUCUGGCACUUGUGGAUCUGCUUGUGGGAAUCACAGUCAUGCCAUUUAGCAUGAUCAGGUCUGUGGACGGCUGCUGGUACUAUGGUGAAGAAUGGUGCUUUUUACACUCUAGUUUUGACAUGUGCCUCACUGGAGCAUCAAUUUUCCAUCUGAUUUCUAUUGCAAUUGAUCGAUAUCAAGCUGUGUGUUACCCACUUCAGUAUCCUACAAGAGUGACGAAACCUGUUGCAUGGUUUAUGGCAGUGAUGAGUUGGAUUGUAUCUAUUGUGUACUCUUACAGUCUCUUGUUUACAAAAUCAAAUGUAGAACAAUUAGAUGAAUACAUUACCUCCAUAAGUUGCCUGGGAUAUUGUGGCCUUUUGUUCAAUGCACUAUGGGCAGCAUUGGAUGCAUGUAUAUGCUUCUUCUUACCAUGCUCUGUUAUGUUUGGUCUGUAUUCACAAAUAUUUGUUAUUUCCAAGAAACAUGCAAGAAAAAUUGAGUGUGUGAAGCAGGGCAGAAAUGAUAUAAACAUAACCAAGUUUUCACAAAGAGUUAAACAUGAGAACAAAGCUGCAAAAACUCUCGGGAUUGUUGUAGGAGCCUUCAUUUUUUGCUGGAUGCCAUAUUUCUUUGCCUCUUUACUUGAUCCUUUUAUUAACUUUGCCACUCCUUUAGUACUUUAUGAUGUCUUUGUCUGGUUGGGUUACAUUAAUUCAACUGUAAACCCCGUCAUAUAUGGCCUUUUCUAUCCAUGGUUCAGGAAAACACUGUAUCUCAUUGCUACACUAAAAAUAUUUGGUUCUCAUUCUUCUGAUAUCAAACUGUAUGCAUCAUCAUAG
Neoarius graeffei (lesser salmon catfish) is the source of this 1053-nucleotide messenger RNA. Its product is annotated as trace amine-associated receptor 13c-like. The record is from RefSeq and is a predicted model, not a curated record. Gene Ontology annotation, molecular function: trace-amine receptor activity. Bases 1 to 1053 code for a protein of 350 amino acids. The transcript has a single exon. Lineage: Eukaryota; Metazoa; Chordata; Actinopteri; Siluriformes; Ariidae. Gene Ontology annotation, cellular component: membrane. Gene Ontology annotation, biological process: G protein-coupled receptor signaling pathway.